Paraglomus occultum is the source of this 1347-nucleotide messenger RNA. The record is from the annotation of a GenBank genome assembly. NCBI's taxonomy places the organism in Eukaryota, Fungi, Glomeromycota, Glomeromycetes, Paraglomerales, Paraglomeraceae.
AUGUCAAGUAACCAAGGCAUACUCAAAGACAGGGCCUCAAUACUUGGAGCGUUCUCCCAGGGAAAAGCCAGUAUUCCUACUGGAUUGGGGGACAUAAAAAAAUUCAUGCCAGAACCAACCCAACAAAAUCUGGAGACUACGGAAUCGGAGGAAUCAGACAGUGACUCGAGUGCGGACAGUUCGGAAGAAAGUGUAUCAACCGACUCUUCCAUAACCAGAGUAGCACAUUACGAGUCGAACCGACCGAAAAUUGCAAAUGAUAUAUCUCAGGAAUCCGAAGAAGUAGUAAAGAGACCACGCGCAAAAGUGAACAUGGACAACAUUAUCGGUUUCUCUUCUCCCCAACCAUUAACCCACUCUGGACUUCAGAUGCUGAGUGGAGGCGCACCCGGCAAUCGCUUGAAAACUCAAUCUGAAGUUGUCCGACGUAAUGACUCGGUUGGACAUGCAAAAGGACGGCCGUUGGGUGAUUCAAAAACCCUGUUGGAUGAUGGAUUGUCUUCUUACAAGUCGCAGACUUUUGUGCGAGAUGUCAACACCCCUCGACACCAAGGCUCUAGCCGGUCAGAUAUCUCAUGGAACAGCGAUUCGGUGAAGAAUUUUAACCGCUCAAUCGAUGAACACUCACCACGUAGACCCUUCGUGAGGUCGUCAUCGAUAAUCAGCGAUGCUUUGCCAAAUUAUUCAUCCAUCGCCCGCGGUCGACAGUCUCAGUCAGAAGUCGUCUAUAGUCGUCCUACAGCAGCUCUGACAGAGAUUUCGGGAGUGAGUGAUCCCGGACCGCGAGGGCGGCCGGCUCGUCGGCCAACAGUUAAAGUCAGUGCGCGGUUAAACGACGAUAACGGAAAUAUUAUUGCGGAUAAUCUCGAUAAUAAUCCACACGCCAGAUUGCGACCACGCGUUUCAGUUAGCGCGAUGGUGGAUUUGAAUAGUAAUAAAUCUAAGAGAAAGGUUGUUCAAGACAUUGGGAGCGCGAGUGAUGAAGAAAGUGGAAGUACGGAAGAGAGUGGCAGUAGUGAAGAAGAGUCGGACGGAAAUAACGAAGAAGAUAAUUUGGAAUCUAUGAUUAAUAUAAAAGUUCAGCAGGAGGUGCAAGAAUUAAAAGUUUCGAACGAGUCUCUUCUCGCAAGUAAUGCUGAACUUGAAGCAAAACUCAAAGAACAAGCAGACAAAAUUGCAGAAUUGUCCUCUCUGAGUUCUGUCGUUGCCGAACAGCAAGAAAAAUUGGAAGCGAUCAAAGAGAUGGAAGAGAUUGUAAAGAGCUUAAAAACGAAAAUUACGACUGCUGAAGAAGAAAUUGCUAAUCUCAAGAAACAGGCAGCCGAAAAGACUGAUGAAAAUCAGAAG